Messenger RNA from Emericellopsis cladophorae, 2493 nucleotides. RefSeq names its product 3-oxo-Delta-steroid 5-beta-reductase-like protein. The record is from RefSeq and is a predicted model, not a curated record. Lineage: Eukaryota; Fungi; Ascomycota; Sordariomycetes; Hypocreales; Bionectriaceae. The transcript is spliced from 4 exons. The coding region runs from base 1 to 2493 and encodes 830 amino acids.
AUGACAAACCACGCCCUGGUAUUCGGCGCCUCUGGCAUCACAGGCUGGGCCAUUACAAACCUCAUCCUCAAUGGUUAUCCGACACCCGACACCUUCGCCUCAGUCACGGCCCUCACCAACCGACCGCUCACCCGCGAAGCAGCGCAAUGGCCGGCCUCACCGAAGCUGGACAUUGUGUCGGGCGUCGAUAUUAUGACCGAUGCCGGCCAGGAUGGAUUUGAGAAGGAGCUCCUCGCGCGGGUGAAGCACAUGAAGGAGGUCACGCACGUGUACUUCUUCGCAUACAUCAUGGACCCGGACGGCGAGAGGGAGAGCCGCGUGAACAAGGAGCUACUCUCGCGCGCCGUCCAAGCAGCGGAGAAGCUGGCGCCCAACCUGCAGUUCGUCGUGCUGCCCACGGGCACCAAGACGUACGGCGUCCACCUGUUAGACCAGUUCCCCUUCAGCAACGACCUGCCUCUGAAGGAGUCCCUGCCCCCCGUGCCCGAGCCGUUCAAGAGCCAGCUCUUCUACUAUGCCCAGUGCGACGAGCUGGAGGAGCUGUCGCGCGGGAAGAAAUGGACAUAUGCAGACGUCAUCCCCGAUGUCAUUGUUGGGUUCGUGCCGCAGAACAAUGUGUACUCGCUCGCGCAGUGGCUCGGGCUGUAUCUCUCCCUCCACAGGCACAUCCACGGCGAAGGCUCCGCUGUGCAGUUCCCAGGCUCGGAAAAGUCGUACCACAUUCUCUGCAACGACUCGUCGCAGGAUAUUGUCGCCAAGACGAGCAUCGUCGCCAGUCUGAGGCCGGAGAAGAGCGGGGGACAGCGCUACAACGCGGCGGACAGCGCCAAGCCAUCGAGCUGGAGCAAAAAGUGGCCGAUCAUCUGCGAGUACUUUGGUCUCAAGGGCGUCGGGCCUCCUCAGGGCGGUACAGGACCCGACCCAGCGGCGUUUUUGUCAGAGAAUGUCGACAGGUGGCGCGAGGUCGAGCAGAAGCAUGGCCUCGUCACGGGACGCGUCGGCAACGAGCGUUCGUUCUCGGGUUUCCCUCUUUUCAUCAUGCGCAUGUUCGAUUUCGACCGUCAGCUUGACCUGACCAAGCAGCACGACAUGAUGGGUGAUCUGAAGGAAGAGGUGGACACAAAGGCCGCGUGGUACACGGCCUUUGACCGGUACCGGCAGGCCAAGAUCAUCCCGCAUGAACCCCAGAUUGACGGGACCUCUUCGUCCUCGUUGUCAUCACCUUCUUUGCAACGGACGCUGCAAGCCGGCUCGUCGGGGGCGUGUCCGCCAUCGUCCCCUCUGGCGUGUGAGGGCACAAAGGCCGGGAUCAUCGGCCAAUUCUGGGACUCCUACUUCCCCAACUCGACCGCCUUUCCCAGAGGCUUGUUCGCCUUCACUUUUGGCGGCUCGCUGGACGCCAUCCAGACACAUACGGCACAGAGCCCUGCCUUGGCCAAGCAGAUGCUGGCCGUAGCCCUGGCCACCGCGAACCGAUCACCGACAGGCAAGCCCUGGAUGAUGCGCGAAAGUCGCAGGCUGUACGCGGACGCACUGCGCAUGGCGGCGAAGGACAUAUUCGCCAAGACACCAGAUAUGGAGCGGCAGCUCGUGGCCAGCCGACUCUUCAGCCUCUAUGAAUCCUUCUUCGGACGGGGCCAGCAGGCUCACGAAGCACAGGCCCGUUCGUGGCUUCUGCACAGCAAUGGAGAGACAGCCAUCGUCACAAGCAACUCGCCUGCCACCUACGCCACAGGCAGAGCACAUCGGCUGUUCCUCGCAGGGCGUCAUCAGAUCAUCAUGACAGCCCUGCUGCAAGAGAGGCGGACGUUCCUGUCGAACCCGAUAUGGAAGACAGCCCCGUGGACGUACUAUCCCAAGACGCCGCGCGAUCAUCUGCUGGAUCUCUUUGUCGAUAUCCCAAGUGUCCUGGAGGGCAUCAAGGCCAUGAAGGCCUGGGAGUCUGAGGCAAAGAAGACCGAGUAUAGACACCUACUGGGAAGGGCCGUGAACGAUGUAAACACCCGUCUACUUGCCUGGCACAAGCAAUACGCGUUCCCAAUCGUCCCGGCAGAUCUAGCGGAAGAGCUCCCCGAGCGGGUGACGGCAGAUCUACUCGCUGCCGCCCACGUUAUGACGCUGUACCACUGCCUAACCUUGCGUUGCAACGCGCUGCAUCAGAACCUCAGCGGGGCGGCCGACCCGAGGCUCGACGACGACCACGAGCUCUACGAGCUGACGCGCGCCAGCAGGCUGUUUGGACACCCAGACGCUGGUCUCUUCCGGCAUCACAUUGCCACGUUCCCGCUGAUCACGGGACUGUUGCACAUAGAGGCCCGGGGCGAGGGCGCGUAUGCGGCCGAAAGGGCAACCCUCGAUUCCGUAUUGAACAGCGGCUACUUUGAGUCGCUCAAGGACUUUCUCGUGAGCAUGAUGCCCAUCCAGCCCACGAGUAUGCUUAAUCUCGGCGCACGGUGCACGGCCCAAAAAGGGGACCAAGGCCCGGAUACAUAG